AUGCUCGCUGAUCCUAAUCUUCAGUAUGCAGAUAUUCAAGCGUGUUGCUCGUGCCUAGGAUUUCGUGAGGGUGAUACUUACAAAGUUGAUUCAGAUGCUGAAGUUUCCAUUCGAACUUUGUUACGUUACUUACGAAAUGAAACUGCUGAAUGUAAUAUACGACGUGAAUUAGGUCAACUUCGCAUUGUAUCAAGUGAUCUCGUACCACUUGUUCGUUGUUGUAGCGAGAACAAAAUACUAUUUGAGUUGGUUAUUCGUCUUCUUAUGAAUUUGACUCAACCUGCCAUCAUAUGUUUCCGUCAGGAGAUACCAAAAGAUCGCGACCACUACAGUGCUUUUCUGCAAGUCGAUGAUCUUUUAAAAUCUUACAAAAAGGACUUUGCAGAUGAAGAAUUCUUUCGAGUACUGUGCAAUGUGGUGGGGAUUUUGCUAGACAAGAAUUGGGAAGAAAGAAGUGAAGAAGACCGCCUUCUUAUUGAGCGUAUAUUGAUUUUAGUGCGUAAUAUACUGCAUAUAACUCCCGAUAUCACCAAUGAACGGCGCACUGAUGAAGAUGUUUCUGUCCACGAUCAAAUUUUAUGGGCAAUGCAUUUAUCCGGUUGGGAUGAAUUGCUACUAUUUUUGGGAAAUUCUGAAGAUGAACAAAUGUUUGCCUUCCAUACCCUUGAAAUUAUAUCAUUAAUGUUGAGAGAACAGACUCCUGAGAUUCUCGCCUAUGCUGGAAAUGCUGCAGAAAAUCAGUCUGAGUUGAAUACACAGAGAGAGCUUAUUGAAAGAUUGAAAAAUCGAAACGAUACUGAACGAAAAAACUUUUUGUACGGCUGUAAUUUAAGAUACGCCCGAUUCGGUGGUGCCUUUGAGUUGGGUAACACACCGUCCUUGAGUGAACGACCACUUAUUUAUCACCACGACAUUACACGUACAGCCAGAAUGACGGCAUCAGGCGAUAACAAUUUAGAUAAUACCAAACAAGUGGAAGAUAGUGUUGAUAUUGUUCAGUUGGAUAUAGGGAAAAGAAAAUUUCGCAAACCUAAAAAUCGUAAACCUUUAGUUGACCGAUCAGUGCACAGGCGUUCAAUUUUGGCUGUGCAGUUAUAUCUUCAGAGAUUCUGUUGGCAGUUCCUGAAGUUCUGUUAUAAUCCAAUCAUGCGCGUUGUCCAAGCCGGUUUAACUCGUCAGGCUGCUCAAGAGAACGAUGAAACUUAUUUCCUUUGGACAAUGCGAUUCUUCAUGGCCUUCUGUCGGCUGUAUCGAUUCCGUUCAGACUACGUAAGUGAAACUCUUACUGUUUCAAUUUUCCACUGGAUAUAUGACCAAGUGAUGAAUUAUCGAGAAAAUUUAUCUAUGAAUAGACGUGGUGGUGCUUCCAAUCAACGCGCAAUGCAAGCAGCUCGGCGCUUAGAACUUGCUGUAUCAUCUUAUAGAGAAUUCUUAAAUUGUUUAAAUCGUAUGCUGAAUGUAACUGCAACAGAUAGAACUGUUCAACCAGAAAGUGAAGAAACACCAGAGGAUAUUGAAGAACGUUUAUGUCUACAAGCCAGUGUUGCUGAAUCGAUAGGGGGCAGCGUAUUCCACGUUUCUGAAUAUCAAGAAGUAUUUCCUAUCCUUCUCAGAGACUACAGUGAAAUAUUUAUGUCAAAGGAUUACCUACGAGAUUUGGUUGAAGGCUCUCAUUUGUUCAUAACCUUACUGGCUAAAAAGUUUUGUAUCAAUGGAAAGAAACUCAUAGUAAAACGAAAACGCCACAGAAGAAAACGUCAAUCAAGGCCUAAAAAGAAGUCUAGUGAUGAAAACAAUAUUUUAAAUCAAGAACCAGAAUCAGUGAGAGUUAAACGCCUUGAACAACAGUGGUCCGGUCAAUUAGAAGGUCCCCUCAUACAGCUAUUACUCGGUUCUACAUCAGAAGACAAUGAACAUAAUGAAAGUGACGAUGAUAUGAACGAUACAAGACUUUUCGAUACGUCUGCGGGGAAUAGUGAAGAUCAACAGCUGAAGUCAGCUAUUCGUCGGGUCAAAGCUGCUUUAUUUGCAGGUUCAGCCAAGACCGCUCUAGCAAUGGCUAGAAGAAUGUGGCGCCUUUGGCCAGAAGUUGCUCCAAUUUCAGUUGAAGAAGACAACCCAGCUGUUGAUGCUGGACGGGCUGCUGGACUACCUCCUGAAUGCCUAAAUAUACUCGGUGCCUUACGGCAAAUUCAUGUGACAGAAUUAGAAGAAGAAGAGGAAGAGGCAGCAGGUGAUGAAUCUUCAUUGGAUGGUAGUGAUGAUGACCUUUACAACGAAGAACUUGGUAUUGAUGAUCCUAAUGACGAACAAUUAGUUACGCGUGAGGAAGAAGUAGUACUUGACUUUAGGACAUUUCUCUUGAAAUUUGUACAUCCACGUGUUAUACAUGCGUACACUUUACUAUUAGAAAAUUAUGAUACUAAUCCUCGAACAACUAAUAAUGCCAUAGUUCAUACUUUUCAUCGAUUGGCUGUACGUGAACACUUGCCUGGGAGUUUUUUUCAAUUACGUUUAUUCCGCGUAUUUCAAAAAUUUCUUCGCGAUCGUGGUUUAGCUACCUCUCCAGAAUUUAAAGAAUUAGCAAAUCUUAUCAAGUAUAUUUUAAGGAAAUUUUUUGAAGCUUAUGAAAAGAAUAACUAUCUAGUGAUCGAAGCACUCUUCUUUAAGACUGUCAAAGAAAGCUAUGAGACUGUUCAAGGAUAUGGUACUUUUGAGGACAAAAAGAAAACUAAUCAUUGGACUAGUGAGCAAGACAAAGAAUUAACGCAACUGUUUGAAGCCUAUCGUCAUGAUCCUGUACCUAAAGGCAGCGACUUAGCUGACUUAAUUGUUAAACACUUCUCAGAUUCCAGUAGAACUCGUCGACAAAUUGUUUCCAGAUUAAUUACAUUAGGUUUGAUAAUAUCUGCCAAACAACUUAAAGAAAUCACCAUUCGACCAGCGAAACCUUUCAAUAAACAUAAUCACCGACGAACCACUGAGAGUCAAUCUGAGUGGACUGAAGAAGAAAUAGCUCGUUUGAAAACCAUAGUUGAUUUACAUAGAGAUUCAAAAAAUAUGCUUACCGAAAUUAUGAAUGAAAUAAAGGUGGAUCAUGAUCUAGCUGUUCAGCGUCGUUCAGAACAGGAAAUAACCGCAGAAGAUGAAGACCUUAGAGAUUAUAUUCCACCAAUCCGUCCGCGGCGUAUGGUUAUUGCCAAGAUUCUUGAACUUGGUCUUGUUGCAGAUGAAAGUAUAUUGACAAAAACUAUUCACAAGAGAAAACCAAAAGAUAUGUGUAACACUAAUCCGGACGUUUUACUAAAACAGAAAAGGAAAAAAAUGCGUAAGAGAAAACCUUCUACAUCAUCAGAAGAGGAAGCAUCAUAUCAUGAGGAACAUAGUCCUCAUGACUCAAGUACAGAAAACGAGACUGAAGGUUUGAACGGGCCAGCAUAUAAUCCCCAUGUGAUUGAAUCUAACCAUUCGUCAAGUGAUACACAGUCUGAAACUCACCGAACUUCCAGGAAGAGCCUUACAACUGGUAUCGUUUCACCGGAUCCAAACAUGGGAUCUCCAGAAGUUCCAAUUAACAAAAGAAGACGACUGUUGUCUUCGAGUUCCUCAGACGACACUGAUAAAAAUAAGUCUGAUGUAGAUUGUUCCGAACAAUUCACUGAUAUACUGCCAUCUGACGAUAAAUACGGAGGGAAUCUUACUCGCAAAGUUCAUCUGUUUUCUUCAGACUCCGAAUGA
Trichobilharzia regenti is the source of this 3738-nucleotide messenger RNA. The record is from the annotation of a GenBank genome assembly. Lineage: Eukaryota; Metazoa; Platyhelminthes; Trematoda; Strigeidida; Schistosomatidae.